Messenger RNA from Lachancea lanzarotensis, 6453 nucleotides. RefSeq names its product LALA0S08e04390g1_1 (gene BLM10). Bases 1 to 6453 code for a protein of 2150 amino acids. Gene Ontology annotation, molecular function: peptidase activator activity; proteasome binding. Gene Ontology annotation, biological process: proteasomal ubiquitin-independent protein catabolic process. The transcript has a single exon. The record is from RefSeq and is a predicted model, not a curated record. NCBI's taxonomy places the organism in Eukaryota, Fungi, Ascomycota, Saccharomycetes, Saccharomycetales, Saccharomycetaceae. Gene Ontology annotation, cellular component: nucleus; cytosol.
AUGGAUAAAUACAACAUUGUGACACCGACACCGCGAAAGGGCCAUCCAGCAGCGCGUGAUAGUGUCAGAGACAUGAAGACUAGCCGCUCUAACUCUGGUACGGAUUUUACCCGAUCAAAAAAACCGAAAAUUCGAUCGAGUGGCGUGCAUUUGGGACUUCAAGCAUCUCCAGUAAAACGGCUCAGAUCUGCAACGCCACUGAACAGCUUAAAACAAGGAAACGGUGAAGGAAUGGAAGCUUUCGUAGAGGCAGAGAAAGUGCGUUUGCAUUAUUACAAUUUGGACUUUGUCGAGGACAAAACACAGCAUUUACAACACAUCUACGACCCUCAGUCCAGAUGGUUUUGCAGAGACGUGAAACCGGAGUUCGUGGUGGAAGAUUGUCUUCCGUAUCGUCUAGAAACGCAUACUGAGCAGGCCAAAUAUCUAUGUUACAUUUUGGUGAACUUGUACGUGGCAAUCAAAUCGCUAGACAUCCAGGGCCUGGUCUCGAUCUCGAUGAAGGAUCUCGGCGAUCUCAAGUCCGAAAUUGACGAGCUGGUUAUGAGCACCGACAUGUUCCAGCUCUCAAGUGACCGCUACGACGAAAACGAGGACGGCGCUUUCAACGACAUUCACAAUUUCGAUGAGGACGAAGACGACGAUUUCGACGAAAUGCUCGAGCUCGACAGCCUCAGCUUCAAUGCCACUGGCAGGAUCACGGCACGUUCAGCCACGAUCAUCAACGUCAACCAUUGGGCAAACGAGCUGAAGAAUUGUCUGCAUUUUGAAUUCCCAGUCACUUUAAGAAAAAGUCUUGCUUUGGUCUUCUACACGCUCUCCUUGGUUCAAGGUCAAAAAGUCUACCGUCCCAUGUAUGUUGAUCUGUUUGAGGCGCUCGUGAGCACCGACGAUGAAGGAACAAACUUCACUGAUCUACUCCUUCACGCAGGGCUACGAUUAGACUACAAACCAAUGAAAGAAUUUUUGGACGAGUUUUUGCCAUCCGCGGAUGCCGAAUACACUCGUUUCGACGUCGCGACCAAGGUGGAUAACCAACUUUUCAGACUUCUGUUGAAACUCAGCCACAUUGCUAAGCCUUUUUAUGGCCAUGGAGAUGAUGAGAUCCUCAAAAAGACAAUGGACCAUUUCAUUUCGAGUCUAUCCCCACUGACAGCUUUUAGUGUUUUUCCUAUUAUAACUUCUUUCGUGCCAUAUCGGUAUCAAGAGGAUACCAAAAUAACAGACUACUUCCCAUUUUUUUUCACUCUAUGGACAACAACUUCACCUUCGAUUGGGUUUGAUACACAUCUUUACGAUUUUGUUGGAUGUAUUGCUGAAGAUGCCCAUUCCAAGCUUUUAAGACAAGAAAGCCCACGAUUAGUACGCCUAAGCAACGUCUCGUUCCAAGAAUUCGGACUUCUCACCGAAGACCAAAUAAGCUUUAUCUUUAAUAGAAUCCAGAAUCACUUGAGAAAUGAUUUUCAGAUCGUCUCAUUUAGCCGAACAGUGAGGCCCCUGAUCUAUUCUAUUAAUGGCUCAAAUAGCGCAGGCUUUUUCAAUAAGCUUCAGGGCCUUAUCAAAUCACUCGAGACUUUUGCCCACCCCUCAAAUACUGGACCUUGGACUAAAGUGAUUGCCAAAUUUGUUCAUGGAUUUAUCAAGAUGUACCAUCAAAGGGUCUACUUUGAGAAAAAUCCAAGAAGUAGUUUUAGGAGUGAGCUUAAGCUUAACGACGUUUGCCAUGCUAGGCUCGUGGGCAUAUUUCAGAAUAUAAUUUUUCUGGGUGCCCAGAAUAAGAGUUCUGAUAUGGCAAACUAUUACAUUUCCUGCCUGGCUUAUAUGCUCGAUAUCGGUGGCAAAAAAAGAACAGUUCUAUUUGACAGAGUUCUACUGGACCUUUAUGACUCUCUAGGCGACUUGUACAUUCAUUCAACACACCGCCUGAUUUCGUCAUUGAAACAGUUCACAAAAGCUGCCAGGUUCAUGAUUCAAGAUCCACUAUUUCGGGUACACAUUACGAAUCUCCUUGCCAUGCUUGUAGAGAAGCUAGAUUGCAAUGAUUUGACCCUCACUAGCAAUAUAAUCAAUUGCAUCGUUUCAAUCUCAUCAUUUAUUCCCCUCGAAGAUUUUGUUAAGGAGGAUGAGUACCUAAGUUUUGAGUCACAUACUUUGCCGUUCAUUGAGGAACAUGUUUUAUUCCUUAAGGAAGGAAAUGUGUCGGACGACUUUCAAUACGACAAAGAGGCUAUGAACGCCGCAUUUAGAGCUUCGACAACAGUGUUUGAGAAUGUUCUCAAGCUGUACCUCAAUAAAGUAGUUCAGUUGGUUGACUGUGAUUUGGAGGAAGGCUUUAUAAGCAAACUCAAUCAGACAUCUAUGAUUAUGAUAGAAUCGAUGUCGGAUGCCAUGUUCCAGUACUUUGUUGAUAUGCUUGAGAGAUUAUUCUGGGAAAACGAUUAUUUCAAGGAGAAAGAGCCCAAUUAUGAACUGGUCACCAUUCCGCUUGGUGCAGCCAUCCGAAGAGACUCAAAGCUGAGCAAAAAGCUGUUUUUCAAUCUUGCAUUCAACAUCAAAGAUCAAAUUAAGAAAGGAGCAGGAUCUGUCCGCAGCUCCUCAGAAAUUCAACAUCGUGAUGUCAAACUGCUCACCUAUCUAACAGCAUUGAGCGACAUCGUGAGACAGUCACGCGCGUCUAUACUAGACUAUAAGGAAGACCUCAAGGAGUUACUUUUUCAUAUAUUUGACAAUAUCUCCAAUCCUCCGCUUGAUGUCCACACUUCUUUGGUCCUUCACAACGUCCUGACUAGUCUCACUUCGACAGAAGUGACAGAUUUUCGGCUCUUCUGUGAGGACUCCAAAAUCGAUGAUGAUCAAAAAUGGGGCGGACUUCAAUUUGACGAGAGGAGGUUCUCAAAAGAAAGGACAAGCUUCAAAUGGCAUAUUCCAAGUGCAAGCGAGGUGACGUUUGCAGCUGAAUUGCUCGAGGAAUUUACUGAUUACUGCUCUCAGAAGAUAAGUGAUAUGAUGAAUUCACCGGGAAAGGAUGCGGCUUAUAGCGACAGACUCAAGAAGUAUAUUUUGAUUGUCACGCAUACUCUGUCCGGUUCUAGCUUAUUGUUCGAUGCUGAUUACAACAAGUACCGGACCGAAUUAUUACCGGUAGAUUCGUACAAGAAUAAGCUACUACUGUUAAAGAUCAUUAGAGAAAAAAGAUGUGCCUCCGAAGAGCUCAAUAGUGAUGCUGAAUCAGGGAAGAAGGAUCAAGGAGCGGACUUUGAAGCAGACACAUCCGUCGAAUUGUCUGAGGAUGCCCUGGAUGAGAUACUUAUCACCGAAUCCAGUACAGGCGCAAAUCUAGAUGAUACCUUGUUUGAGUACGAACUGGCCUCAAACGCGCCUUCUGGAAUUGCAACACCGGAACCCGGACUGCAACAUGCAGGUCAAAGUACUGGAUCAGGUGUUAACGGAUCUCUUGCACUCAGAGAUUUAGACAUUUUCAGCUGCAACUACUUCUUUGGUCCACACCCCCGCGAGAGGUUGUCAAAUCCCACUUACAUCAAGAUUCAGUCUAUUCGUUCCAGGAUUGGCUCUUUGUUUCACAAAUUAUACAAGUUCUUCUCUGAUCAUUACGAAGACAACACAAUCCUGUUCAAGAUCUUGCUACAUGGUGUCAAGGUUUGGUUUGCUGAUGUUGGACAAGAGGCCAUAUUUAAUGACGAACCUGCUUCGAUUUUGGACAUGGAUUUUCUCGAAAACAUACAGAAUCUGUCUCAUGUCUAUGAGCCAUAUACAAGAACGUGUCUUGCUUCCAAAGCAUAUACAUUGCAUGAGGCCAGAGUUCUUCUUCAUUCAGCGAAUAGAACGCCUUCCAAAUUGGAGAAAGUUCUUCUCAAGGACGUGCUCAAGCUCUCCAUGUCGCUAUAUCCCAACAUAUUCAAGCCAGCUCAGGACUGUAUGGUUUUAGCUAUGAAGCAUUUGAUGGGGUCAUAUCCCAUUGUUAUGAAGUACGUCUUAAGCGCUUUUCAAAAUGCCCUAGACAAACAAGACGGCAGGCAAAUGGAAGUCAUUUUAGAGCUUCUCCUCAUAAAGAAAAUUCACAGAAAGAUCAUGUCUGAUUAUGGAAAUCUUGAAAGACUCUUGGAUCUUUUAUUUCAAGCAUGCCACAUCACAGAUUUCAACGUUUCAAAGUAUGCAGAGAAAAUCAUAACUGACAUCUCAGCUUGUUUGAAGAUACCUUCUAGUGUCUGUUUGAUAAACGAGUCUGCGAUUGAGGAGCUUGGACCUUCGGAACCAUCAGUUGCGCGACAGGUUGCUGCUGUUCAGAGAGCAAAAGAAUCUAAGCGCAGACAUUUCAUUUCACUUCUUGAAAACCUUCAGAACAAUUUGAUUAAGCUUUUGGAGGCGGAUAACAAGUUAGGAUGGAAGGUUUCAGUUAUAAUUAUGAAGCUGACGUCAAAGCUACAAUCAAGUUUAGAAGUGAAAACCGGGAAAGAUGUUUUGCCACACAUUCUAAACCUCACGAGAACGAAGCACCCUAGUACGAUUCACCUCGCCAUCAAAAAUUUUCUAAACGUUUGCAACAAAAUAACAGCACUCGGAGACUGUGAGUACGACCUGAAAAAUGCCUUUGAUUUCAAAUUCAACAGGAGCAAUGUCGAGUUUAUCGAUACGAACAAAGAUGGUUUUGGCGAUUAUUUCGCACAGGAAGUACAGAAUUUUGAAAACCCCAAGUUCUUUAUCGACUCCAAAGCUUAUGUUGGCUAUAUCUCAUGGGGUCGGCGCAUGAAAGUUAUCAAAAACUCGUAUGAUUUUUUGCUCAGAUUGAAACCGGAUGAGAUGCAAUGCCUCAAGGAUUUUGGUCACUCGAUGACGAAGGAGUGGUUAUACGAUAUUUGUCAAGUUUUCAUCCAAGACAAUGAAGGAAAAGGUAUCUUUAGUAGCAGCAAUAUCGAGUUUUUUGGACUUUUAGUUGCGCUUUACGCCAACAACUGCACGAGCAUAACAUAUCAAGAGCUACUGGAUUUAUGCCAGAAGCUUUACGAUAAGAACGACAAAGCCUCGAUGAUCAUGUCAAUUGAAAUAAUGGCUGGAUUGAUAGUAGCUUCCAAAAUGACUCCUGAAAAGGACUUGGAAAAGAGGGAUUGUUUUCUCACGAGUUUUCUGGAUUCAUGUCUCGACCAUGAAUUAAAUCAAGACGCCGUCGAUAUAUGGUCUAUUUUAUGUUGGUGGCUACCAACUGCUGUGGACAUAAGGCGAUGCGUUCCACUGUACAGGAAGCUUUUCCAGGCGAAAGAUGUUUUAGAUACCAACUCUGACUCUUUCGGAGAUCAAGCUUCAAAGAUCUCUUUAUUGAGAAAUCUGCUGCUAAGUCUCGACUUUAGAACCCCUCAUGCUGACGAAAUCCUGUCCUCAUUGGUAAUGAAUCAUCCUUACGACCAGGUGCGACAAGCUAUCUCCAAGUUACUCUCCACGCUUUUUCAAAGCCAAAUUAGUCCAUCAUUCUCUUCUGUCCGUGAACUGAUCGACCACACGUCGAGUGACAGUGGUUUAGGGCGAAUAAUAAGAAAAGUUCCGCAAUCCUUUGACCAGAAACUUAAGGAGUCCUUCACACUGAUAGAGAGCGAAAGACAAAAAGUUGCUGAUCUACCAGCUCACGAAAUCUUGAAAACUCAAUAUUACUAUAUGGCAGCGACGAUGUUGAAUUGGGUGCUAGAGCUGAUGAAGGGGCAUAAUAGUGUAGUGCUAGUGCUGUACUUGGAGCACUAUCUAGCGCCUUUUUUGAUGCAUUUAAUUGGUAUGAAAGACGUCUGCAGUCUGGCCAAUCUUGAACCCACCGCCUGCUACGUUGCAAUCUCGUUUUGGUCGCUUCGCAAGGAGUAUGUGUCUAUUUUCAUGAGACUCAUCGAGAACAUGGAAUUGCAUACUUCCCACGAGUUGCGAGUGCAGCUGGUCUUCGUGGAGAAUUUCUACUCAAAGAAUAUGCUCCAGCUUUCUGAGGAACAGCGGGAAUCUAUUUUGCAAUUUGUUGUGCGGCACAUUUACAACGAGAGCUUUGUAGAGGUGCGUAUGCGAGCCGCUGAAGCGCUCUCCGGUAUCAUCCAUACGUUAAGCGACCCCGACAAGCCUGCCUUAUUGAUGGACCAGUUUGCGCGCGGAUUGGGCUCCCACUCGUCUGCUGAGAAAAAGGUACUCUCCAAGACGGACACUAAGAUCCACAGCUCUGUCAUUGGACUUGGCGCCGUCAUCUCUGCUUUCCCAUAUGCAUUCCCACUACCCAAAUGGAUCCCACCUCAGUUGAGCGGGUUGUCCUCCUGGGCACGUACUAGUGGUAUGUCUGGGGCUGCUGCCAAGGAGAUCAUCAGCGAUUUCAAGAAAGUACGCGCCGAUACCUGGCAUCUUGAUCGAACCUUUUUCACCCCGGAGGAGCUUGAAGAUCUGGAAGGUGUCUUAUGGAGAAGUUAUUAUGCUUAA